AUGAUGAUUGCUUUUUCUGCUAAGAUUAAGCUUGGUUUUAUUGAUGGAAAUAUUCCUAAACCAGCUUCUACAGAUGUUUUCUCAGCUUGGAAGAGAUGUGAUGCUAUAAUCAUAUCUUAUAUUCUGAGAUCACAUGAUAAUUCGAUUGCAAGAAGUGUGUUAUAUCUGACAACUUCAAGAGAAAUCUGGAAAGAUUUGGAGGAAAGAUAUUCUCAAACCUCUAGACUACAACUAUUCACACUGCAGCAAAAGCUUUUAGAGCUUAAUCAAUUAAGGAGUUGCUCACAAUUUAUUGUGGAUAACAACAAAAAGCCAAGUCCAUUCUUUAGUGAAUAUUGGAAGUUUCCUGGUCAUACAGUGGAUAAGUGUUACAAAAUCCAUGGCUAUUCACCUAGUCAUGGAAACAAGUUCAAAGGCAAGAAGGUGGCUGCAAUUGUGCAAGAUGAUGAUGAUGAUGCACAAGAUUCAGAUGAUACUAUUGCUAGCUCAGGAGGUUCACUUGCACAGUCUGAGUCUAUUGCAGGAGCUUAUGUUGCAGGUACUUGCCUUAUAAUUUGUUCUAAUUCUAGCUGGAUAAUUAACAGUGGAGCUACUGAUCAUAUAUGCUCUAACAUUGAUUUAUUUAGUGAGAUUAGAGUUUUUGACAAGUUUCCUAAUACUAUUACUAUUACUAAUGGGAAAAAGGUGGUAGUAAAUCACAUUGGUACUGUUAAGUUUGACAAUGGUAUUCAGCUGGAAAAUGUGCUUCAUGUUCCUGGAUUCAAAUUUAAUUUGGUUUCUACACAUAAAUUGUGUAAGGAUUUGAAUUGUGAAGUCACAUUUACUCAUGAUAAGUGCUUAAUUCAGGAUACAACUUCGAAUCAGUCCUUGGUUCUUGGUAGUUUGAGUUCUGGCUUUUGUACAGUUGGCAAUGAUAUUGUAUGUCAGAUACAUGCGGUCCAUAUAGGGUUUAGCUACUUUCUUACUGUUGUUGAAGAUUUUUCAAGACAUACUUGGACUUUCUUAAUGAAGAAUAAAAGUGAUGUUGUUUUUGUUUUGAAUAAUCUUGUUACUUUGACUGAAACUCAGUUCAAUACUAAAGUUUUGAGCUUUAGAGCUGAUAAUGCAAAGGAACUUUGUGAAGGUGAAAUAUUACAUUUGUUCCAUGGUAAAGGGAUAGUGCAUCAAAGGGUUGAAAGAAAGCACAUACACCUUUUGGAAACUGCAAGAGAUACUUCUAUACCAAAUGAACCUACUCCUGAACCUUCUCCUACCCAAAGCCCACAUUCUGAACCACAAACACUAACUAGUUAUGUCCCUAUUAGACAGUCAACAAGACCAAGGAAAUGGCCUUCUCAUUUUGGUAAUUUUGUCUACAUAGCUGACAAUGUGACAGAACACUGGUGCAACUUGGUUCGGUUUGAGUUCAUUCCUUCUGAAGCAAAAGCAUUAAUCAAUACAAUUACUCAGGUUAGUGAACCAGUGAGUUACUUUGAAGCUUCUCGGCAUCCUAGUUGGGUUAAGGCCAUGCAGAAGGAAAUUGAUGCUUUGACAGCAAAUGAAACCUGGGAAUUGGUUCCUUUACCUAAAGGAAAGAAGCCCAUUGGCUGUAAAUGGAUUUUCAAGGUAAAGUUAAAAGCAGAUGGAGCAAUUAAAAGGCUGAAAACAAGGUUGGUUGCCAAAGGUUUUACUCAGAAAUAUGGCAUAGAUUAA
Messenger RNA from Chenopodium quinoa (quinoa), 1692 nucleotides. RefSeq lists its product as uncharacterized. Gene Ontology annotation, molecular function: nucleic acid binding. The transcript has 6 exons. Bases 1 to 1692 code for a protein of 563 amino acids. NCBI's taxonomy places the organism in Eukaryota, Viridiplantae, Streptophyta, Magnoliopsida, Caryophyllales, Amaranthaceae. The record is from RefSeq and is a predicted model, not a curated record.